AUGGCGGCGCCGGCGCCGAAGCAAGAGGAGCUGCAGCCGCACGCCGUCAGGGACCAGCUGCCCUCCGUCUCCUACUGCCUCACCAGCCCGCCCCCAUGGCGUACGCCCUUCCUUCCUUCCUUCCCCCCGUUACCUCCCAUCUCCUCCUCCGCCCCGUCUGUCCUCGCCGCCGCCGCCGCCGCUGCCUGCGCGCGUUGCUUCCUGGAUCUCUCUCUCGGGCUCGCGACUGACGCCGUCUCCCUUGUUUUCAAUGCAGCGGAGGCCGUCCUCCUCGGCUUCCAGCACUACCUCGUCAUGCUCGGCACCACCGUCAUCAUCCCCACCGCGCUCGUCCCCCAGAUGGGCGGCGGCAAUGAGGAGAAGGCGCGGGUGGUGCAGACGCUGCUGUUCGUGGCCGGGAUCAACACGCUGAUCCAGAGCUUCCUCGGCACGCGCCUCCCCGCCGUCAUGGGGGCCUCCUACACCUUCGUCGCGCCCACCAUCUCCAUCAUCCUCGCCGGCCGCUACAGCGGCAUUGCCGAUCCCCACGAGAAAUUCGUGCGCAUCAUGCGGGGCACGCAAGGCGCGCUCAUAGUGGCCUCCACCCUCCAAAUCAUCAUGGGCUUCAGUGGCCUUUGGCGCAUUGUCGUCAGGCUGCUGAGCCCGCUGUCUGCUGCUCCCUUGGUUGCCCUCGUCGGAUUCGGGCUCUAUGAACUGGGGUUUCCAAGUGUUGCCAAAUGUGUAGAGAUUGGUCUUCCACAGAUUUUACUGCUUGUGGCACUUUCUCAGUACAUACCACAUCUGGUCCCCUUGCUGAGUACUGCCUUUGAGCGGUUUGCUGUCAUAAUGUCCAUUGCCCUCAUCUGGCUUUAUGCCUUCUUCCUGACGGUUGGCGGUGCCUAUAAGAAUGCUGCUCCCAAAACCCAAUUCCACUGCCGCACUGAUCGAUCUGGGCUUGUUGGGGGCGCUCCAUGGAUAAGUGUACCUUAUCCAUUUCAGUGGGGAGCACCAACCUUUGAUGCUGGUGAAGCUUUUGCUAUGAUGGCAGCUUCUUUUGUUGCUCUUGUGGAGUCCACUGGUGCAUUCAUUGCCAUUUCACGGUAUGCCAGUGCAACACCAUGCCCUCCUUCCGUCAUGAGUCGUGGCAUUGGGUGGCAGGGAGUUGGCAUUUUGCUGGGUGGCUUAUUUGGAACAGCUAAUGGAACCUCUGUAUCUGUCGAAAAUGCUGGGCUGCUCGGUUUGACACGCGUUGGUAGUAGACGUGUUGUGCAGAUUUCUGCUGGAUUUAUGAUAUUCUUCUCGAUCCUUGGUAUGGCAGGUGUUGGGUUCCUACAGUUCUGCAACCUGAAUAGCUUCCAAACAAAAUUCAUCCUGGGAUUCUCUUUGUUUAUGGGUUUGUCCGUGCCACAAUAUUUCAAUGAAUACACUUCCGUCGCAGGCUUCGGUCCAGUACACACGCAUGCAAGAUGGACAUCAUGGUUCUGGCUCUACCUGCUACUUUGCACAGUGGAAUUUGAUAUUGUUGCAUUUGCAUUGCAUCGGUUUAAAGUUUAUAGACAUGGUUGUGACAUUGUUUUCUGGUGUUAUGUGCUUCUGAAAUCACCUUCUAGUUCGUUUUACUGCUCAUUUGGCACGCUGAAGAGCUGCAAACUAAGAGAUGCUUUUCCUUGUGCUCAUGUCCAGUUCAAUGAUAUGAUCAACGUGGUAUUCUCCUCCAAGGCGUUUGUUGCCGGGGCUGUGGCGUAUUUUCUGGACAACACCCUGCACAGGCGAGACGGCACCGUGAGGAAGGACCGGGGGCACCAUUUCUGGGACAGGUUCAGGUCCUUCAAGACUGACCCGCGCAGCGAGGAGUUCUACUCCCUCCCAUUCAACCUCAACAAGUUCUUCCCAUCCUUCUGA
This is a messenger RNA of Miscanthus lutarioriparius, 1881 nucleotides long. The record is from the annotation of a GenBank genome assembly. NCBI's taxonomy places the organism in Eukaryota, Viridiplantae, Streptophyta, Magnoliopsida, Poales, Poaceae.